This is a messenger RNA of Suncus etruscus (white-toothed pygmy shrew), 2060 nucleotides long. RefSeq names its product glucose-6-phosphate dehydrogenase (gene G6PD). Gene Ontology annotation, molecular function: NADP binding; glucose-6-phosphate dehydrogenase activity. The record is from RefSeq and is a predicted model, not a curated record. Gene Ontology annotation, biological process: glucose metabolic process; pentose-phosphate shunt, oxidative branch. The transcript is spliced from 13 exons. Gene Ontology annotation, cellular component: cytosol. NCBI's taxonomy places the organism in Eukaryota, Metazoa, Chordata, Mammalia, Eulipotyphla, Soricidae. The coding region runs from base 236 to 1846 and encodes 536 amino acids.
GGGGCACAUUGUGGCCCCGCCUCCCAGCCUCGCCUGAGGCCGGUCAGCUCAGCCGAGGCUCCCGCCCCCACCGGUUAAAUGGGCCGGCGGGACGCAGCCCCCGGAAACUGCCAGGAACUCCGGGGCUGCAGGCGCUACCGACCGCACGGAGGCUUAGUGAGCGUCAUGGCAGAGCAGGUGGCCUUGAGCCGCACCCAGGUGUGCGGGAUCCUGCGGGAAGAGCUGUACAAGGAUCAUGCCUUCCACCCAUCGGACACGCACGUUUUCAUCAUCAUGGGGGCCUCGGUCGGACUGGCCCAGCCCGUUGCGUCUCCGUUGUCAGGCGGGCAGACAGGUGGUGCACGGCCCGUGGUGUGGUCCCCGCGUGUGCUUGCUGCACUCUAAUUCUCGGUGCCUUUGGCACAGCCACGUGGCCAAGGGGGACCUGGCCAAGAAGAAGAUCUACCCCACCCUUUGGUGGCUCUUCCGGGAUGGCCUCCUGCCUGAAAACACCUUCAUCGUGGGCUACGCACGCUCCUCACUCACCGUGGCCGCCAUCCGCCAACAGAGCGAGCCUUUCUUCAAGGCCUCCCCAGAUGAGAAGGCCAAGCUGGAGGACUUCUUUGCCCGGAACUCCUACGUGGCCGGCCAAUAUGAUGACAGUGCCUCCUACCAGCGCCUCAACCAGCACGUGAGCAGUCUGCAACGGGGUCCACCGUCCAACCGCCUCUUCUACCUGGCCUUGCCCCCCACAGUCUACGAGGCAGUCACCAAGCACAUCCGAGAGAGUUGCAUGAGCCCCACAGGAUGGACCCGCGUCAUUGUGGAGAAGCCCUUCGGGAGGGACCUGCAGAGCUCCAACCAGCUGUCAGACCACAUUUCGUCACUGUUUCAUGAGGAGCAGAUCUACCGCAUCGACCACUACCUGGGCAAAGAGAUGGUGCAGAACCUCAUGGUGCUCAGGUUUGCCAACAGGAUCUUUGGCCCCAUCUGGAACCGGGACAACAUCGCCUGCGUCAUCCUCACCUUCAAGGAGCCCUUUGGCACCGAGGGCCGUGGAGGCUACUUUGACGAAUUUGGAAUCAUCCGGGACGUGAUGCAGAAUCACCUGCUACAGAUGCUGUGCCUGGUAGCCAUGGAGAAGCCCGCUUCCACCAGUUCAGAUGAUGUCCGCAAUGAGAAGGUUAAGGUGCUGCAGUGUAUCUCAGAAGUGAAAGCAGAGAAUGUUGUGCUGGGCCAGUAUGUGGGGAACCCGGAGGCAGAGGGCAAGGCCACCCAGGGUUACCUGGAUGAUCCCACAGUGCCUCCAGGUUCCACCACUGCCACCUUCGCUGCAGUUGUCCUCUAUGUGCAGAACGAGAGGUGGGAAGGGGUGCCAUUCAUUCUGCGCUGUGGCAAAGCCCUGAAUGAGCGCAAGGCCGAAGUGCGGCUGCAGUUCCGGGAUGUGGCCGGCGACAUUUUCCAGAAACAGUGCAAACGCAAUGAGCUGGUGAUCCGUGUGCAGCCCAACGAGGCUGUGUACACCAAGAUGAUGACGAAGAAGCCUGGAAUGUUCUUCAGCCCUGAAGAGUCAGAACUUGACCUCACCUAUGGCAACCGCUACAAGAACGUCAAGCUGCCUGAUGCCUAUGAGCGCCUCAUCCUCGAUGUGUUCUGUGGGAGCCAGAUGCACUUCGUGCGCAGUGAUGAGCUGCGUGAGGCCUGGCGUAUCUUCACGCCACUGCUACACCAGAUCGAGCGGGAGAAGAUGCCACCUAUCCCCUACAUCUAUGGCAGCCGCGGUCCCACAGAAGCAGACGAAUUGAUGAAAAGAGUUGGCUUCCAGUAUGAGGGCACCUACAAGUGGGUGAACCCCCACAAGCUCUGAGCCCACCACAAAAUGCUCCACCCUGGGGGUGAGCUUGGGAUCAUGACCACAGCCGCCAGCAUCACCUUCCCAUCGCUUGCUCCCACCCACUCAACAUUCCUGACAGUUGGCCAGGCCCCAGAUUGCCCUCCACUUUUGGCUCCUUGGCGCCCAGCCUGACUGCACUCCAUGGCCAACUGGGGCCUCCAGCAUUAAACCUGGUCCAGUUUCCUGC